CAGGACAAUAUUAGGGCUGUAAAUUUUGUAUUGUUGAGAUAUAUCUGCUUCAUUUAUUCCAUAUUCUGUUUUUAAAACUGAAAGAAGAUGCAGAACCCUAUGACCUCUGCUGCCCCUACUGGACUUAACCUGAACCAGGGAAUGCCUGGUGCCGCACAGGACCAAAGUGGGAUGAACCCAGUCCAAGCAUCGAUGCAGAACAUGUUGAUUAACAACCAACAGAAUCCGAUGGGAACGUUCGGUCAGAUGCAGAACUCAAUGAAUGGAGGGGGAGUAAAUGAUGACGAAGCAUAUCCAAGAACGCUAUAUGUUGGAAACCUGGAUUCACAAGUCACUGACAGUUUGAUCAUGGAGUUGUUUGGCGUCAUCGGUCCUUGCACAAAGUGUAAUAUGAUCAGAGAUCCGAGUGGAAUGAACGACAUGUAUUGCUUCAUUGAGUUUGCAAACCAUUCCUGUGCUGCUGCGGCAAUUACUGCGAUGAACGGCAGAAAGAUUUUGGGGAAGGAAGUGAAAGUCAACUGGGCAACCAGACCUGCAAACAAAAAAGACACAAGUAGCCAUUUCCACAUCUUUGUUGGUGAUCUCUCUCCUGAAAUUACUUCUGAAGAUUUGAGAAGAGCUUUUAACCAUUGUGGACCUAUCUCAGACGCAAAAGUUGUUCGUGACAUGCACACCAAUGCUUCUAAGGGAUAUGGAUUUGUUUCUUUCCUAAAGCAUGCCGAUGCCCACAAUGCCAUCGAAACAAUGCGAGGACAAAUACUUGGAUGCCGACACAUUAGAACCAACUGGGCAACAAGAAAACCUGGAGUUCCAGAUCAAAAAUUGGAUUUCAACGUCGUUGUGAACCAGUCAAGUCAGACCAACUGCACGGUUUACGUCGGUGGGGUGCAGACUGGUCUUACGGACAUGGUCAUGCGUAACCAGUUCCAGGGUUACGGACAAAUCCAGGAAGUGAGAGUAUUUCCUGAUAAAGGUUAUGCUUUUGUACGCUUGAGUAGUCACAACGAAGCCGCUCGUGCGAUCGUUGAUCUUCACGGAUCGACUAUUGAAGGAAAUAUCGUGAAAUGCUCGUGGGGAAAGGAAGGCGCCGGAACUGGAGGCUCAACAUUCAAUCGAUCGAAUCCUUCUGGUGGCAACUCAUGGAAUUCCGCAGAUAUGUGGAGUCAACAACAGCAACAACAAACGCAACCACAACAAUCCUUCGGGCAAUGGAAUGGAGCACAGUGGGGUGGAUACAACCAAGGUCAGCAGCAGCAAAACACAUGGGGGGGAACAUGGGACAACAGCCAGACCCAAGCGGCCGCAGCAGGAAUGAAUCAGUGGGCAGCAUGGGGUAAUAUGCAGCAGCCCCAACAACAAACCCCGCAACAACAGGGAGGCGAUGGAUGGGGUAACAUGCAGCAAACUAAUACGGCUGCAAUGUGGGGAAAUUGGAACCAACAACAACAGCCCCAGAUGAUGUCAAGUGGUUGGGGGGCAGGAGAUAACCAACAGCAAUCGCAAGAAUCGGGGAAUUUCGCCCCUCAACAGUAAAAAAAUCAACAACUCACUUCAGCCAGUCGAAAAACAGUAAAUAACUUUGAUCUUCUGCCAAGCCUGGGCCGAAUUUGAACUGUAUGUUCAUAUUCGGCUUAUGAUUGGCAUGUUGUAAUUUUCGACUCGGUUUUGGCUUGAUUCUUUUUUUUCUUGAUUGACAUGUACAGAAAUUUGUAGUAGCAUUCAUUGUAGAUAAUAAUUGUAUUUUGGGGGCGAAUGGGGUAAUGGACGUUUGGGUCAUGUUGUUAAAAUUCAAAUUUUUCGUUGCAGUGUGGAAAUACCUGUGUUCAGAUAAUUAAUUUUUUUUUUAUUUUUCAAAUAGAAUUUGUGGA
Messenger RNA from Styela clava, 1868 nucleotides. NCBI's taxonomy places the organism in Eukaryota, Metazoa, Chordata, Ascidiacea, Stolidobranchia, Styelidae. The record is from RefSeq and is a predicted model, not a curated record.